Rhopilema esculentum is the source of this 4746-nucleotide messenger RNA. RefSeq lists its product as uncharacterized. Gene Ontology annotation, cellular component: cilium. NCBI's taxonomy places the organism in Eukaryota, Metazoa, Cnidaria, Scyphozoa, Rhizostomeae, Rhizostomatidae. The record is from RefSeq and is a predicted model, not a curated record.
UGCCAUGCCUACAUCACUAGGAACGGCAAAUGUCAAAGGCCUAAAUCAAGAAGUGUUUGUUUAGGAAAUAAAUCCACAACUUAGGAACGAAAAAACACACUAUUUAUUGAAUUAAAUACAGUUGAGUGUGGUCAAAUUUAUAGUGAGAUUUUAAUCUGACUUAGAAGACACGGAUCAAGGUAAAUUGUCUUAAUUUGAUAAACAAAGAAGGGACUAGCAUUCUAAGAUGGGUUGUUCCGCUUCGCAACAAGCGCAACAUGUGCAACAACCCCAUGCUAAUGGCUCUGCAAAACCUCCCAUGCACCCGAACCAACCAAUGCAACAAUCUCCUCCACAACAGCAAGCUCCUCUACAGCAACAACCUCCUCCACAGCAACAGCCUCCUCCACAGCAACAGGCACCACCACAGCAGCAAGCUCCUCCACAGCAACAACCACCUCCACAGCAACAACCUCCUCAACAGCAAAGGCCCCCUCCACAAGCUCCCUCAGGGCAAGAGAUUCCCCCUGAAGGACCACCACAGCCACCAAGAAACCCAGCUCCUGUGCCAGUGUCACAGCCAGCACAAGAAGAACCAGCAGCGAAUCUCUUGACACCACCGCCUGAAGGUGACAACAAUAAUGAAGAUGACAAGGUCGAGGUGAAGAUCAGUGAAGAGCAGCUUGCUGAGUUUAAAAAGCUUCAUCUUGAAAUAAGAGAAAUCGAGAAGACUCAAGACGAGACUCGCCUCGGCAUGAAUCAGACUCAGCUGAGCAGCUUGCAAAAAGCACUGCAGAAUGCAGAGGCGACUCUUACACAGCUUCGACAAAACACCGCUAAGGAGGAGCAAGACGUUGUGGGAUUCAACAUUGCGCAGUACAUGAUGCGCAACAACAUGUCGAUGAUGUCACCAGAGGAUGCACUUAAAAAGGAGCAGCAAGAGUAUAUUGAUGCAAAGAAUAAACAAGAUGUUGCAGAGAAGCAGGUCGAGGGACUGCACAACCAAAUCAAUCAACUAAGCAGUGAAAUCGAGGCUCAGCAAAAGCAAGUGACGCGACUGAAGGAUCUGCGUACGAAGCUUGAUGGCCUACUUGAAAACAUUUUCAACGAUGAAUAUGGAAGUGAACUGGAAAUGAAGCUUGAACUGGAAUCCGAGCAACUCCUACAGGUGAAGCAGCACAUAAGCAUUGCCCACUACAAAUGGCAUAAUGGCCGAAACCUUAUACACCAUGCCUGCUUGCAGCUUGCGUUUGCGAAAAGAAGAUGGGAGCAGUUGAAAGGCGUUAACCCUAAUCACCUUCAGGCCAAGUAUCAAAUGGUAGUCGAAGUGCGAAGCAACCUAAUCGCAGCUCAUCAAAAUAUCGAGCAAACAAGAGAAUACUUGAAGGCUAAACUCUACUACUUCACUCCGGAGGAUUCCAAGAAUCUGCUAGGAUCAAUUAACUCGAUCUUUCUUGAUGUCCUCACCCUGCCAGCAUUUGAAAAAGCACUCGCAUGGUACAAAUACUACCACUACAAGUCGGCAUUGCUUCUGAACUGGAUGACUCAGACCAUAAACGACAGAAUUGUUAAGGACCACAAAGACGUUUCGAGAAAGUUCCACAUGAAGUACCAGGAACUCAGGGCAGAGCGCCUCCGUUGCAUCCAAGAGAGAGCAAAAAAAGAUCUUGACAUUGACCUCGAUAUCAAAGAGCUUGAAUCUGAGGAUACUGAGGAACGAAUCAAUCUUGAUCUUGAUGCCUCGAAAUCAAACAUGGCUUUGACUGUGGAAAAAACUGCUGCCUCUACUGAAGACGAGGCCAGUGAAGAGCCAGCACCACCGCCACCUGAGGAGGAGAGAGAUGCAAUGGAGGUGCCGGAACCACCUGAAAAGCCGGCAGACCAAGAUGAAUCAGGCCCCCCGGCACAGGAAGCAGUACCCCUAUCAGAGCUUGCACCACCCCCGUCUUCGGAAGAGUUGUUCGGUGAUAUAGCCCAAUUGAAAGAUGAACAUAAACAACAGUUGGAGGAGUUUGAGAAAGCCCAGUCCUUGAACAAAGCAAGAAUGGAUCAAGGGUUACAGGAGAAGCUGCGCAGGCGGAAGAGCAAAAGACGGAAGGAGAUGUUGGAAGCAGAGCAGUCUUCUGAACAUUCAAAGAAAAUGGUGACAGUCGCUGCGGAGGAGCCAAUAACUGCUACGGAGGAGACAGGCUUGGGUGGCGAUGGAAACCCUGACAUGAGGAACGAAGAUCUGAUAUAAAGUGACGUCACCAGCACAACCUGAUGUUGCUAUUGGUAACCAGUUUUCAUGAGACUUAUGUAGCAAACAUUUGCAAUAACGUUAGCCAUAGAACUGUAAAUAUUUCGUCGCUGUAAAUACAUCUGUAAGUAUGUUGGUGUUGCUCCGCAACACAUAUAAACAGAUAGCCAAAUAUCCAUCCUCCCUCCCAUUUUCCUUGCAUCCUUGCUCCCCUAUUCUCAGCCAUGCAUCCCUUUGUUCUUUUACCCUUCAUUUCCCUUAAUUUCGCUUCCAUUCCUUUUAACUCCUUCCCUUUUGUAUACAUUUCAUCCAUCUCCAACGUUCCUUUAUUCCACUUUUCUUCGUCUUUUCAACUUUUCCUUACCCAAAAUUUCUGUCAACCAAACCCUAUCACCCUAAUAGUAUGCCCCAUGCACCCUUGGUCUGCUUCCUCAAGCCAGCCUAUUCUCUCACUUUAAAACCUAUCCUCCUCAAAAAUUGCUUAUUUAUAGCUCCUCUUUAUACAUUAAAAUACUAUAAUUUGUCAAUCUACUUCGUGACGUUUAUCGCUUAAUUUGUAGUUUUCGUAGAUAUUCUAGAAUAUGCUAGAUUGUUGAGCUUUAGACAAACAGGUGAUUUGAGUUUUUCACCUACCAUUAAAGACUCCUUUGACCCAGAUUAGUAGCUGACCCAACAUUUCAAAAAGAAUUUGACCUGACAUGAUAAUCACUAUUCAAUCCAACUUGACAAUCAAUCUUUGACAGGAGAAUAAACAGGAGCAUUUGUAGCAAUUUCUUCUACAAUAUUAGGAGCUAACGUGACAGUAGGCCGAAGAGACAUUCAUUCUUAGACCCGACAUGACAACAUAAGGCCCUAUCUCUAUGACUUAACCCGACAUGACAUUCAGAAUCCGAUCCGACGCGAAUAUCAGUAGUUAACCAAACAUCCCAAGUAGGACCAACAUGAGAGUCAGGACUGGACCCAAAAUUAUGACCACGUUUAGGCCUACUGUUUCUAUCCAGCGAGGGUACCAAAUUGAGUGUCUACUAAAAUGCAAAGUUUUCAACUCCUAAAUAGAGCUGAGAAUGAACGAAUGAAAUAGAUCGAUAUUGUCAAUAAAAUUAUUCUCGGACCUUUUUCAUUUUCCAACGAUGGCUCUACAUUCGAAAUGAACAUACUGUUAUGAAAUGACCGCCUGUCAUUUGAAAAGUAGUAACGGCAUAUUCCGAUUUAAGUAUAGACAAAUAAAUGGCUUCACACAGGUCGCUUUGCUGCAAAUUUUAAAUACAUUUUCAUUUAGCAGGGUUAGUUGCCGAUUCACAGCUAUUAAUCGUAGUUUUAGUAGUUAAAUAUCAAUUAGCUAUGUUGUAGUAGAAGUGUUGGGUAUUUUAGGGAUUUUUCUGGAAAAAUAUUAAGUAACAAAGGAUGACGUCACAAAAUUUGUCUUAGAAUUUUCCAAUUUGGACCUCAUUAUUUGAAAAAUCUUCAUGAGAUACAUUAAAACCUGCUUAGAGGCUCUUGCGCAACCGGCAUGCUUAGCGGCAGUUGCCUUGAGAAAUUGACUGAAAUUGAUCCCAUGGUAAAAAUUGUUUUGUGUUCUCAUGGCGCAGCACGAUCUUAGGCCGGUUUUUUUUAAUUAUAGCCGAAAAGCAUGCCGGUUGCGCAAGAGCCUUUAAUCACUUGAAUAUGCUACAAUUUGGCUGAGAUAUGGCCACAUAAGCAUAGGCCCUUUCCCCAUCAAUUCUCUGUAAUUUGGUCUUUAUUCAUAACUUUAUGAACCAGGCCAGAAUAACAAUGAUUCGCAACUAGGAGCCCGUUCUUUGACUUGCUACAUCUCAGUCGACAUACAACAUAUACAUAACUGAUUUUGCUCAUUAAGAAACAUUUCAUGAUGUUCUUCUAGGUUAUGCGAUCAAAUGUGAAGUAUUCUAAAAGUAGAUUUUUGUGACGUCACAAAUUGGCACACCGUAGGUUGUCGUUGUCGAUAGCCAGCUUUAUCUUGUAAAUAACUGCUGAUUCGAUCAAUUCCGUUAGUAUUUUAAUUAUACAAGGCUGAUAGUCUCGGAGGCUGUUUAGGAACAGUUUAUUUAUGGGACCACAACUACUGUAUAAAGGCCCAUGCUUAAAAGCUGCCCCUUCUGUUUUGAUUAAGCGGGAAGGUCAGUUUAAUUAUUUUUAAAAGUUACCGCAAAUCAUUUUGGGGGUACUGAACCCACAAUAAUAUUAUCACGCAAUUUGGUCCAUAUUUCUUACCAUAAUAUUACGCAAUUUGGUCCAGAUUUUCCACAGCUCUACACGAGAUUACCCCUUGUAAGUUGUAAAUAUUUAUAUUAGGUUGAAUAUAAUUAAUUUUGGGAAUCAUUAAUACUGUAUAAUUGUAUUGCCUGUUAUCUGCACCCGAAACAGGGUGAAUGUUAAAAUUGCACCAAAAACCUCGUUGGGCAAUUUUCAGUAUUUCUCUGCUAUGAUUACAGGAAUUUCUGAGUUUAUGAUUGAGUGUUCGAGUUUAUCAUAUCUUACCAUAAUUAGUUUGUCAAAUCAGCCUUUUC